CAACUAAAGUUCAGGAGAGCUCACUCAGUCAAACCUGCAGCUCGGUCUGACACUUGUAUCCAAAGGAAAAAAAAUUCAAUCUAACGCCAUUUAAUUCAUCUUGUCCAAGUUUGGCCUAACCUAAUAGUUGGAUUCAACCUGCCGAAAAAGAUCAAAAUUUCAUACCUCAACUUAACUUCCCAUAUAUGUCCAAGUUCAACUCAACAGUACUCAUCUACGCUGAACAAAACAAACCGAACUCAACUCCACGACGCUUAAUUAAUAAGGCGUAAUUAAAAUGAAUCAAAAUUAGGACAACCUGAGUCAAAAUCAAGACAAACUGACCGAACUUACAACACAAAAGAGAGGAUGUGUGGCCGAGCAGCGAUGGUGAUGAUGGUGAUGGUGAUGAUGAUGGUGCAAGUGAGGGCAGGCAGCGUCUACCAGUCUUCCCUCGAGGGCUACUCCACCAGCCUAACCAUCAGCGAGGUUAUGAGGGACGUCAGUGAGUGUCAGUGCAAGAUGGCGUGCGCCGUACAGCCCUCGUGCCCAGCAGCCACGUACACACGUGUUCAUCAGACUUGCGCUCUGUACGUAGACGAGGGACUGGAGUGGACGGUAGAGGCGGACAUAGGUGCAAUGGACCUGGUGACUUACUUCAAGGAAGUUUUCGAGUAUCCAACCACAACGACCUCUCCCGCAACAAACACUGCACCAACAGCAACCACCACACCCACAACGACCACAAUACCGACUACAACCACAACGCCCACCACAACCACAACGCCCACCACAACCACCACGCUCACCACAACCACUGCACCCACGCCCGCGGUGUUCGUCUCAACGGCCACCACCAAAAACGGGUCUCUGAGCAACCAGGCGAAUGUGUGCACCGCUGAGGGCGGCCAACCCAUGGUCAUCAAAACGGCGGCCGACCGUUCCCUGGCGGUCAACCUUACUGCAGGUACUAGGCGCUGUUACUAG
Hyalella azteca is the source of this 966-nucleotide messenger RNA. Its product is annotated as G8 domain-containing protein DDB_G0286311. Lineage: Eukaryota; Metazoa; Arthropoda; Malacostraca; Amphipoda; Hyalellidae. The coding region runs from base 349 to 966 and encodes 205 amino acids. The transcript is spliced from 3 exons. The record is from RefSeq and is a predicted model, not a curated record.